AUGCUCUUUCGUCGGUCGCCAAACACAUGUACUGUUAAUGGACUUAGAUGUUACGCCAAACAAUACGCUUCACAGGGGUCCAAGCCCGUUAAGAAUAAGAAGCACCACUUGGCAGCGUCAGUUGUGAAGAAGAAGGCGAGCAAAAGAUCGCCGCUCAACCCUACUCCGUUUCAUUAUGGUAACUUUGGAGGGCUCAAAGAAAGCGAAAAUGCAACUGUAGAGAAAACAGCUGGUCUGCUAAAGAAGAUUACAGACUUUGAACAACUCAAAAUUCUACCUCAGGUAAGAACGGCCAUAACAUCAAUCAUAUCGCGGGAGUCAAUUCUCAACAACAAGAACUUUAUUCAAACGAAUCGCAGUGAAACACGAGCUAUAAGAAAUGAUUCUAUACUAGACCCAAAAUCCAUCAAACCUUCUCCAAUACAAGUGGCAGCCAUUAAGAAACUAUCAAAAAACUUGAUGGAUAAAAAACUACAGACCAACGUCAUCGCAGCGGAGACAGGAUCUGGCAAGACAAUGGCGUACCUCACGCCUUUAUUCGAGUUUUUAAAACGAUCCGAAUUAGAAUCACCUGAAGAAUGGCAAGUUAUCAAAGACAAGGCAGUAAUACGAGCAGUGAUCUUGGUACCCACUCAUGAACUGGUAGAUCAAGUAUACAGAACCGUGCAACAGAGUGAAGAGCUUUUAGGUUUUCAUACUUUCAAAUGGGAUUCAGGUGCUACCUAUAGUGAGUUUCUUGAAAGGAUAAAAUCAAGAAUAGAUAUAUUAAUAACAACACCAGGUAAGCUUUUAAAUCUGUUUAACGUCAGAAUGAUCAAUAGACCGGAGAGAAUGUUGUCUAGGGUACAAUUUGUUAUACUAGAUGAAGCUGACACUUUAAUGGACCAAUCUUGGUUAGAAGAUACACACAAAGCUAUACAAUCCAUGCCAAAUACCAACCACCUUCUUUUUUGCUCCGCGACAAUUCCUAAUGAAUUCAAUAAAACUAUGGAAAGAUUUUUUCCCACUUGUCAGGCUAUUACUACUCCCAAACUGCACAGACUUCCAUAUUCUCUGGAUUUUAAAUUAAUCGAUGCAACUUUAAAUCCUUAUAAAGGUUCCAAGAUGAAAGCACUAGCUCAGACCUUGUUUGCGAUCAUGAAGGAUGGCACUGAAGCUGGAUUUGAGAAAAGGUGCAUCGUUUUUGUGAACGAAAAGAAAGAUGUUGAAAAAGUUAGAGAGCAACUGGCCAAUAAGUAUAAUCAUGAUUGUAUUGGUUUAACUGGCGAAGAUACCGUUGAAGAAAGAGCAGAAAAAGUCAAACCUUUUAUAAGCCCACCAAGGCUCCUGGAGGGCAUGAAUCAGAAUGAUGAUAGAUUAUUGAAGACCGAAAUCAAACGAACCCCGCUCUCGAUUCCAGGUUCGAACAUAGUUUUAGCCUCGAAAGAAGAACUUCAGCCUUCUAGAAGAUUGGUCGCUUUGAAAAUUUUAGUGACCACAGAUUUGAUGGCAAGAGGACUUAAUUUUCAAGGUGUUCGCAAUGUUAUAUUGUAUGAUGUUCCCAAAACAUCUAUAGAUCUUGUUCACAGAGUAGGCAGAACCGGCCGGAUGAAGCAAAGCGGAAGAGUUUUCAUGAUCACAGAUAAGAGCACGAAAUCAUGGGCAAAAGGAAUCCCAAAGGUCGUUAAAAAUCAAAUUCCUCUAUCUUAA
Lachancea fermentati is the source of this 1689-nucleotide messenger RNA. NCBI's taxonomy places the organism in Eukaryota, Fungi, Ascomycota, Saccharomycetes, Saccharomycetales, Saccharomycetaceae. The record is from the annotation of a GenBank genome assembly.